UGCAUGACUGAGAACAAAAUGGAACCAAUCGAUAAUUAUCUCUGCAGAUACAAGAACCACAUCUUUUUGAAGUCUGGGGUAACUGCAGAGUACAUUGAUUCACUCCAGACCUUUAAAAUUCUGGACAGUGACAUAUUUGUCGUUACUUAUCCAAAAUCAGGUACUAUAUGGAGUCAACAGAUCAUCAUCUCCAUCUGUGACUUAGCAGGAGGUCUGAAUGAAUACUCAAACAACUGGGAGCAGAUGCCGUGGCUGGAGUACACGGAGGGUCAUGAAGACUACUCUCUACGGCCGUCACCAAGACUCUUCACUUCUCACCUCAUCCCAGCCCUCAUGCCUCCAGGACUGAAGGACAAGAAGGCAAAGAUUGUGUAUGUGAUGAGAAACCCAAAGGACAUCGUCACAUCUUUCUACCACUUCUGUCAGAUAGCGAUAGUUAUAACAGGAUCCUGGUUUGAUCACAUCAGACAGUGGCACGCAACUAAAGACGAGUACAACAUCCUCUUCUUGACCUAUGAGGAGAUGGUUUUGGACUUUCUGGACAAAAUGCCACCACAGGCAGACAAACUAACACUGCCUCCUACUGGACAGAAGCAGGAAUGA
Molecule: messenger RNA, 603 nt
Organism: Thalassophryne amazonica
Lineage: Eukaryota; Metazoa; Chordata; Actinopteri; Batrachoidiformes; Batrachoididae
Product: amine sulfotransferase-like
Exons: 5
Coding region: 4-603 (199 amino acids)
Biological process (GO): sulfation
Cellular component (GO): cytoplasm
Molecular function (GO): sulfotransferase activity
Source: RefSeq, a predicted model, not a curated record